Molecule: messenger RNA, 942 nt
Organism: Mesorhabditis spiculigera
Lineage: Eukaryota; Metazoa; Nematoda; Chromadorea; Rhabditida; Rhabditidae
Source: the annotation of a GenBank genome assembly
AUGAAGCUCCAUCCCCACGAGUCGCCUGCCCUGCUAAUUCUCUUCGCCUCAAUGUUUGCUACAAGCUUUGGCGUCGAGAAGUUUGUGCGAUGCCCGGUGAACGGCCAGUUUGACUGGCCUAACGAUGCAGCUUGCACUACACUCCACACCGAACCGGACACCGAUUCGCGGGCGUACUUCUUCUACGAAGACAUUGGCGAGACACGGGUCUACUAUGCUUGCGAGGACGGACAGACGUUUUGUACAGCUCAAGCAAACUAUCUGAAUCAAGAUUGGCCAGCUGGGUGCUACGCGGAUACCGAUGUCAAGAACCCAACCAAUUGCACAUGUGUGUUGCCCGCGACACGCCCGUACGAAACGUUCUCGGUGGCCUUCUACGAGAUGUUCACCCAACCCGAUGGCACGCUGAUCAAAAUCGUCUACAGUUGCGCAAAGCCCGGCUACUCGUUCUGCAAACAAUGGUGGGAUUGGAACAGCUCACCGCGACAUUUUGCCGUCACCCUCGGCUGCUACAAGGACGUGUGGCGACGGUGGUUUGCCACCAAACAAGAGUGCACUUGUGAAAAUUACAACGGAACAGAGGAGUCGAGGGGAAUCGGACACUACGCUGGACCGGCCCUAACCAAAAUCAGUGAUGAACUCACUCGCGGCUAUCCGGGUAUCAUGGACCCAAACACGGACGCCGGGGAACCAGGUCGAUUCGACCUGUUCCUGGUGCUCCUGGUGGGGCACGCGUGUCUGGGCGGUCUCUUGGUGCUCGUAGCCGCCGCUGCCGCCCGUCUCUACCAAAUGAACAAACCGGCCGCUCCUCAUCGCCAAUCCGUCACGCGCCGAGACUCCUCCACCUCCAACGUAUCGGCCAGUCGCUCCCGGAGCUCGGCGAGCAACUCGGAGGAGCGGAAACGCCCGGCCGCGCGCAGCCUGAAGCGCCCACGUCAGCAC